Pseudophryne corroboree (corroboree frog) is the source of this 685-nucleotide messenger RNA. It is a transcript of the gene MYL7, whose product is annotated as myosin light chain 7. Gene Ontology annotation, biological process: heart contraction; cardiac muscle tissue development. Lineage: Eukaryota; Metazoa; Chordata; Amphibia; Anura; Myobatrachidae. The coding region runs from base 112 to 639 and encodes 175 amino acids. The record is from RefSeq and is a predicted model, not a curated record. Gene Ontology annotation, cellular component: cytoplasm; myofibril. Gene Ontology annotation, molecular function: calcium ion binding. The transcript has 7 exons.
GGUUCUGUGCCUUGGACAUAGUGCUAUUUUCACUGUAGCUGAGAUAAAGAGCAGUAUAAAACAGUGGGGGUCUGAGAGGAGAGGGGCAGGAGACAAAAGAAGACAAAAGAAAUGGCCAGCAGAAAAGCAGUGACGCGAGGCAAGGCGGCCGCAAAACAAGCCCAGCGAGGCUCCUCCAACGUCUUCUCUAUGUUUGAGCAGUCGCAAAUCCAAGAAUUUAAAGAGGCCUUCAGCUGUAUAGACCAGAACCGUGAUGGGAUUAUAAGCAAAUCUGACCUCAAAGAGACCUACAUGCAGCUGGGUAAAAUUAAUGUGAAUGAAGAUGAGCUGGAUGAAAUGCUGAAGGAAGGGAAAGGACCCAUCAACUUCACUAUAUUCUUGUCACUGUUUGGGGAAAAGCUGAAUGGAACGGACCCGGAAGAUUCUAUCGUUAGCGCUUUCAAACUCCUGGACCCCAAUGGAACUGGGAACGUCCAUAAAGAUGAAUUAAAGAAUCUCCUGAUGACACAAGCAGACAGAUUCACAGCAGAUGAGGUGGAACAAAUGUUUGCUGUGACACCAAUUGAUGUAGCUGGAAAUAUUGACUACAAGUCCCUGUGUUACAUCAUCACACAUGGAGAUGAGAAGGAAGAGUCGUGAACAUCUGUAGUUACUCUAUCUGCAUUAAACACGUUAUUUUGUACAA